GGGCUCCACAUUGAAGAGACCCAGGAGAGCCUGGGAGUCACGCAAGACAGGUUGAAAUUGAUAUCAGUGACCAGAUCAAAACAUCACGUGCAUCAUGGAUCAGACCUCAAUUUUAGCAAAACCAUCAUGGCUCCGUACGCGCAAGAUGGUCUUUGGUCGUGGCUGGUUUGCGCUUCUGCAACUCUCUCAUGGCUGGCUGCUUUAGGCUUCGUGUUCAGUUUUGGAAUUUUCUUUCCAGUCUUCAUGGAUUAUUUUCAAGAAAGCAGAGAGAAAACGGCUUGGGUAGGUUCGCUGGCCAUCGCCAUAAUCUUUUUCGCUGGGCAUGCGUCGGGAGCUCUCAUCAGUAAAUUUGGCUGCCGUGUCACUGCUCUACUCGGGGCAUUUUUGUGCGCCCUCAGCCUCGGUGUCUCCUCACUGGCGAAAAACAUUCUCGUUUUAUAUUUCACCUAUAGUGUGCUGUAUGGCCUGGGCACUAGCUUUGUGUUCUCAUCAAGCAUCAACAUCAUUAGCAAGUACUUCAAAAAGAGGCGCUCAUUAGCCAUGGGGAUCUUGACGUGUGGGCAGGGGGCAGGAGUUUUGAUUAUGGCACCCGUUUUACAGAUGAUGGUUGACGCGUAUGGUUGGCGGACAACAUACCGAAUGAUGGCAGGCGUCGUCUUCCUGAUUUGUCUGACAGCAGUUACCUACAGUCCCAACGUAGAAGGUGAAGACACUGAAGAAACAUCGGCCGAGAAAGAGGACGAGAAGAGAGGAUGUUACAUUGAUGUGUCAGUGUGGAAAGAACCCAAAGUUUUAGUCCUCAUUGUGUCUUCAACUGUAAUUAUGUUUGGACACUAUACACCACAGAUUCAUUUGGUGCGAUAUUGUGAAGAUAUUGGUAUCACUGCUGACGCAGCCUCACGACUAUUUGUUUAUUAUGGGCUGGCAUCGUGUGCUGGGAGACUGGUAUCUGGUCGUCUGUGUGACUUCAAGAUGAUAAACACGUACUUCGUAUAUCAGAUUGCCGAGAUAGUUGCAGGAAUGUCAAUUCUAUUUGUAACCAUGGCAACAUCAUAUAUUCACAUGAUGGUAUUCAUUGUGAUUUUUGGAUUCUGCGACGGUGCUUACAUUACAACACUCAACAUUCUCGCCAUUACUUGCACCAGCCCUGAUAAAACAGCUCUUGCGCUUGCAUGGCAAAUGCAAAUGAGUUCGUUUACUACGGCCAGCGGUCCUCCUAUUGUAGGUCUGGUGGCAGACUCGAUGGAUUCGUAUACGCCAGCGUUUUACAUGGCUGGUGCAGCAGUGCUCGCUGGCGCCUUUAUUCCUUUUUUCCUUUUGUGCAGGAAGGAGAGGAGCGCUUCACGUGAUCUUUGGACCACGUCGGUUCAGACUGCUGAAUCUGCAGGUGUACCUGAUUGGAGGAAAUCUGUUGUUUACACGAUCGACAAAAAAACAUCGAUUCGUGAUGCUGACUAAGACCAAAUUACCUUUAAAUGGUUGUCACAUGUAAUUUCGUUGUAUUUUUGAUUUACUUAAUUUACAAUUAUAUUAGCUUUCUAAUGUGACAGGAAUUUUAAAAGAAGCGAUCGAGAUGAUUUGCAAUCAUGACUAGUCCACAAAACUAGAGUUGAUUACAGUUGAUGGGGGUGUUAAAUUGUUAGGAAAUUGGACUUGAAUUCUCCUUUUCUUCGUAAUGUGUGUUCGAAUUAUUAAGAGGAUCACAUUGAAUAUAUUCUUCCUCUGAGAUUGUGUGAUGUGUGAUUUUGCGUUGUGUGAUUGUGUGAUGUUAAAAUUCUUAUAGUCUGUACAUCAUCAUUUCUCGAUUCCUGGUGUUAGUUAAUGCGCCUUUAGAUAAUUAAGAUAGUUGUGUGAUGUUGAAAUUUGAUAGUCUGUAGCUCAUCAUUUCUCGAUUCAUAGUGUCAGUUACUGCGUCUUUAGAUAAUUAAUUAUUUGAAUUUUUGUUCCAUUAGUUGUAAUUCGUUUGCAUGAACUUGAGCGAAAUAUGCCAAACGCUAUGAGUAAUUCGCCAUCGUCAUAAUGACGAUGAUUUUUAAGCAAUUAUUUAUUAAAAAUUUAUUAAUAAUAGUAAUUGUAUCGGGAAGAGUCCAAUCCGUUCGAUAUCCAUACGAAUGACUGACAAAAUUUGGGAGAUCGAUUUGUUAAUCAUGUGUACAUGUUUACAGACAGAUUACGGCGAUACACUUUCUUGUUAUUAAUAAAUCAAAACUGACAAAACUUGAGUUGGAAAAUAUCCAAAAUUUGAACGUAGUCAGAUCGAAAUUAAAAAAAAUUCAAUGUUACUUUUUUUUUUUUUAAGAGACGAAUAAACUACUUAAGAGUGCACGUAGAUGACACCUUCAGUGGCAUGACGCGAAAGCUUUUCUAUCAAAUCAGCUACGAGGGUCCCAAGGGGGUAGUGGCACUUACUGCUAACGCUAAAACGUUGUAUCUUCACGAUUGACGUUUGCGCCCGCAUUUUGUUUUAUUACCUUAACAGUUCGCCAGUGUUCGU
Stylophora pistillata is the source of this 2494-nucleotide messenger RNA. RefSeq names its product monocarboxylate transporter 12. NCBI's taxonomy places the organism in Eukaryota, Metazoa, Cnidaria, Anthozoa, Scleractinia, Pocilloporidae. Gene Ontology annotation, biological process: transmembrane transport. The record is from RefSeq and is a predicted model, not a curated record. Gene Ontology annotation, molecular function: transmembrane transporter activity.